AUGCAGUGCGCGGCGGACGGCGGCGGCGCGGAGCCUGCGGUGAGGAAGGGCCCCUGGACCAUGGAGGAGGACCUCGUCCUCGCGAACUACGUCGCCGCCAACGGCGAGGGCGCGUGGAACACCCUCGCCCGCGCCGCCGGGCUGAACCGGACGGGGAAGAGCUGCCGGCUGCGGUGGCUGAACUACCUGCGCCCCGACGUGCGGCGCGGCAACAUCACGCCGGAGGAGCACCUGCUCAUCCUGGACCUGCAGGCGAGGUGGGGCAACCGCUGGUCCAAGAUCGCCAGGCACCUCCCCGGCCGGACCGACAACGAGAUCAAGAACUUCUGGAGGACCAAGAUACAGAAGAAGCGCAGCGCCGGCACCACCGCCAGCGACAGCACUGGGUGCCAGCCUCCGAGGCCGAGCUCGGGCUCGCCGGCGGUGACCGAGUCCCGUAGCAGCAGCAGCAACUCCGUCGGCCGGGCGGGCGCGAUGUCAAAUUACGACGCCGUCACGGCGGCGGCGACGGAGCCAGGCGGCUGGGGUGAUAACCAGCUGGGCUAUGCAGUACAAGAGGGAGGUGGUGGAGCGCGUGCCGGUGGCAUGGACGGCGGCGCCCGGCCAGACUCUGUGGGCCGUGCGGGCGCCAUGCCGCACUACGACUACGACGUCGUCGUGUCGGCGAGGGACCCAGGCGGCUGGGGCGAUCAGCAGCUGGGCUACGCCGGGCAAGGAGGAGGUGGUGGCGCGUGUGCCGGUGGCAUGGGCUGCGGAGUGCCGCCAGAGUUUUUGCAGGCGGCGGCAGUGGCCGGCGACAACUUCUGGGGCCUCGAGGAGUUCUGGCCAACGGUGCCAUCGCUCCACGGCGACUGAUGAUUGCGACGGAAGCUCUUGUGCCGCGUUUACAGAUAGCUGUCUGAUCUAUCGGUGUCAUCACGUGUGCGAGUAGGGAGUUGGAUUCGUUUGCUAGAACAAAGCGUUCCGGCUUCGCUACAAUUUGCACUGAAUUCUGA
This is a messenger RNA of Hordeum vulgare subsp. vulgare (domesticated barley), 995 nucleotides long. RefSeq names its product MYB-like transcription factor EOBI. The record is from RefSeq and is a predicted model, not a curated record. NCBI's taxonomy places the organism in Eukaryota, Viridiplantae, Streptophyta, Magnoliopsida, Poales, Poaceae. Gene Ontology annotation, molecular function: DNA-binding transcription factor activity; sequence-specific DNA binding. The coding region runs from base 1 to 855 and encodes 284 amino acids. Gene Ontology annotation, biological process: regulation of DNA-templated transcription. The transcript is spliced from 2 exons. Gene Ontology annotation, cellular component: nucleus.